AAGACGACGUCGGCUCUAGGCAUCUUGUUCGCGAUUCUUUCAAAGCUGGGGAAGCAAGGUGUAAUAUUAGUUUUCUGUGUCGGUCGUCCAUAGCUGCUGCGAACUGCGUUAAAAGUUAAAUGGUGACACACAACACAGUGGUCUGACAAAAAGAGCAGUGUUCAAGAAGAAGCAGGAAAAGUGAAGAAAAAGUUUUAAGAAAAUCGAAUGGAAAUGCUCAUUUGCUACUAAAUAAGGAAUAAAUUGAAAAGUCGAGGUUCUGGUGUUGAUUUUGCAGUUGUUUCUGGUCGUCCACUUUAAAAGUACAGUAAUAAUCGAGCACCACUGGAAAGUGAGAUCCCGGAAGCAAAACGUAUCUGGUGAAUGCGAUUAAAUUUUAUAAGUUAUAAUAAUUGGAAUAGUCUAAAAAGCGUGAAAAUAGUUUAAAAAUCGUAAAAACCAUCGCAUCCAGCAGCAGUAGUGAAAAAAGGAAUGUAAAUACGAUACAAAUUUCUCGAGGACAGUGAAAUAGAGUUGGACUUUGACCAAAGCACGAGAUUCGUCUGGUUUGUUCCGACAAAUUAUGAUUGUGCGAAAGAUAAAACUAAUCACUUGAAGUGAACCAGACAGAGUUACCGCAGUGAGCCCCGUUUGUGGUGGACCGGAAGGAGAAGGAGCGCUGAAAUAAUGCUGGCACCAGGAAUCCGAGUCGUUCGGGGGCCUAACUGGAUUUGGCAAAACCAAGAUGACGGUGAAGGACACGUUGGAACGCUGUGUGAAAUAGGCCGUUCCGGAUCGACACAUUCGCCAGAGAAAACUGUGGUAGUGAACUGGGAUUCGGGCCACCGGACAAACUAUCGCGUCGGCUACCAGAAGCAGUACGAUUUAAUAGUGGUGGAUAACGCGCAGAUCGGGGUGAAACAUCCGAACAUCAUUUGCGACGGCUGUACCAAACCGGGAAUCGCCGGUAUCAGGUUUCGCUGUGCGGAUUGUCCCAACUAUGAUUUAUGUGCUACAUGCUAUGGAAACGACGUUCACGAUCUAGAGCACUCGUUUGUUCGCUACCAGACUGCGAAUUCGGUCGGUGUUCGUGUUCCGCCCCGAAAAGGUGCGAUCAAGAUACAGCUGAAAGGAAUUUUCGUAGGAGCUCGAGUGGUUCGCGGUCCGGACUGGGAAUGGAAUAACCAAGACGGCGGACCGAACAAGACUGGGCGUGUUAUGGAAAUACGCGGCUGGGACAACGAAUCGUGUCGAAGUGUAGCAAACGUAUCUUGGGCUUCCGGGUCAACGAACGUGUACCGGUUAGGGCACAAAGGCAACGUGGAUUUGCGAUACGUUCAACCUGCAGUUGGAGGGUACUACUAUAAGGAUCAUAUGCCGGUUCUAGGACAAACUGAAGAGCAACAGCCGGUAUCGCCACCGGUUCGUUCGCACUUCAACGUUGGCGAUCGCGUUCAGGUGGCCAUCCCGGAGGAAAGACUUAUGGCGCUCCAACAGGGUCACGGAGGCUGGAAUCCGCGGAUGGCCGAGUAUUUAUCGAAGAUUGGCAUUGUACAUAGGAUCACGGACAAGGGUGACAUUCGGGUGCAAUACGAGGGAUGCGCCAACCGUUGGACGUUUCAUCCGGCGGCUCUGAUUCGGAUUUAUAGUUUUAAUGUGGGCGACAUUGUUACCUUCAUCACGGACGCAACCAAGAUGCAGCAGCUGCAGAAAGGUCAUGGUGAAUGGGUUGAGACCAUGCACAAUGUGCUGGGAAAGUCCGGUAAGGUAAUCAAGAUCUACGGGGACGGCGACUUGAGAGUGCAACAGUGUGACGAUGAUUUGGCAUGGACGGUAAAUCCAAAGUGCGUGAAACUGGAACGUUCGUUAAUCUCGCAGGCAACAGCAACGGAACGAUCGAAUAGUAUGAUGGAUUUAAGCAAUCAACGUACAAAUGAGCACCACAUGACGCCUCUGUCUGGUUUGUCCGGGACAUCGGCUGCGGAUCGGCUCGUGCGGGAAGCUGCCCAAGGAAACAUGGAGUUCGUUCAGACCUAUCUGAGUGCCAAUGCGGAGGAAGUAGACUGCGUUAGUGGGGGCAAAACCUGCCUGCAGGUAGCCGCCCACCAAGGCCACGUGGACCUCGUGAAACAUCUGCUGGCGCUGGGCGCCAACGUAAACGUGGUCGACAAGGAGGGCGACUCGACGCUGCACUAUGCCGCCUUCGGUAACCAGCCGGAAGUGAUGCGAAUUCUGCUGCAAAACAAUGCAAACAUCGACGUGCUAAAUUCGUCGCACUGUUCGGCGUUGCACAUUUCGGCCCAUAAGAAACCGCCCUACUGUGUCAAGGUGUUGCUGGAGUUCGGAGCGAAUGUGAACGUGCAGGAUGCGUACGGGGAUACGGCGCUGCACGAUGCGAUCGGCAAAGAGAACACGGAGGUUGUGGAGCUGCUCUGCAAUAGCUCGACGUUGGAUUUGACUAUUCGCAACAAACGAGGUUUCAAUGCAUUGCAUCAUGCUUCGCUUAAGGGGAACGUCCAUGCUGCUAGGAAUAUAAUCCGACUGGCGCGACAGCUAGUCAACGUGAGAAAGGAUGAUGGCUUCUCUGCCCUUCAUUUAGCUGCGCUUAAUGGGCACUCAAAAGUGGUGGAAGUUUUGGUGAAGGAAGGACAAGCUGAUAUUAAUAUUAGAAAUAACAGGCGACAGACGCCCUUUUUAUUGGCCGUUUCACAAGGUCACACGGCGGCAAUUGAAAAGCUGGUAGAACUGAAAUGCGAUAUCGCUGCCAAGGAUGAGGAUGGGGACAAUGCGAUGCAUUUGUGCAUCAUUAAAAAAGCCAAUCUAGUGCAGGAAGUAUCCGCGACCGAUUCGCCGAAAAUUUUCGAAAUGUAUCAAUCACUUGUGCCGGUGGUUAGUGAAAAUCGACUUAUGUAUGCGUUGUUAUGCUUUCUCGCAAAAGAGGGUUGCCCAGUGGAUAUAAACUAUAAAGGGGCGCGAGUGUUGGAUUGGAUUCCUAGUCAACAGAUCAAGGAUAUUAUUAUAGGUUAUGAACGAAAUAGAAUAACUCGAGAGAAAGCAGCGGCCGCCGGACCGCCGGCUACAGAUCGAUCACUGAACAACUCUCGCGAUGAGGAAGAUGAUCAGCCAGUGAAUCAAGUCCAGUCGAAUUUGGACACGAUGACUUUAGUAGGCAAUAAUUUAGACGAAAAUGAAGGUAACAAUUUGCAGCCUGAAGGAGCGGCAAGUCCUGGAACAAGUGGACUUGGACAAUCAAAUCCUCCCACGCCGGCACGAAGAAAUCGGGGACAUAAUCGAGAGACAACCGUUGGCACCCCUCCUCCGCCGGUUCCAAGUCAUUCUCACAACAAUGCUGCACUGGAUGAUGAUUCUAAACGAAUGAAUAUUGUAGAAGCAGUUGUAUCAUCGAAUGAGCAACCCUCGCAACAACCAGCAGGUACUGUUACACCUUUAGAUAGCCCAGCACGUUUCCAAUCACCAAAUCGAGCCUUAUCGCCUACUGUGGUAGCAGGCGCUCCGGCGGAAACCGGCGGCACGUCAAAUAAACAUAUCAGCCGACGGCAGUACUCGGAUAAAAAUUCAUCCUGUUCUCCAGUGGCCAUUCCUCCUUCCAAUCCUAGCCCGCCAGUCAUUAGUACCACACCUCAGGAAUGCAUCGUUUGUAACGAACAACUGCUCCUGAUCGUAUUCGAACCCUGUCAGCAUCAAAUUUCCUGUGAAGAGUGUGGCGUUCGAAUGAAAAAAUGUCUAUCGUGUGGAUUGUACAUCGAACGACGUCUAACUGUAGGAGGAAAGCAGCUGUUGAAUCCCAAGGAUACUCGCCUACCAUCGGCUGAUCGACUUCGCUAUCUCGAAAGUAAGAUAAUGGAGAUUGAAGAGACGCACUGCUGUAGUAUAUGCAUGGAACGUCGCCGGAACGUUGCUUUUCUCUGCGGACAUGGGGCCUGCUCGAAGUGUGCUGAAACGCUCAAGAUUUGUCACAUGUGCCGGAAAACCAUCACAAAGAAGAUUAACCUCUAUUAAGUGUUUAACAUUUCUUCCCCAGCGAACUGAAUAUUCUAACUAGUUCGCUUAGUUACCAAAUCAUCUCUUUAUUACUUUCUACUCUCCCAAAUAAUCUUUGCUUCAUCAAUGUAUGUCGCUACGUCUAUGAAACAAGUCCCGUUUUUAGAUAGAUCUUGCCUAAUUCAAUUACUCAUAUGAAUAAACGUGCAUGCGUUAUUUUUCUCUUACAAAAAUAAUACGAGAUUUACUCAGAUAUGAGCUUUUAUUCAUAUGAUUUUAUUCUUCUGUAUGCUAGGUAUUAAUAGGGAAUCGAUUUUGUCAAACCAUGUACAUAAACCGGUGUUCCAAUUAAAUAUGUAAUUGUAUUUAUGUACGCGUUCUUCCAAAUAUCUACCAUGAAAGUAAAAGAGAGUUAUUCUUUCUUGCGAAAGUGAAGCAUACGCGCGAAGCUACACCUCCAAUUUCCUCAGUCUCUUGAUUGAUGUUCUGCACACAAACUUACACGUUUUUAAGAAUUGUUUUCAUGUGCUAAAAGUAUACCAACAUACCUGUCUCUAUUGUAAGUACCCGUUGCACACAAGCAAAGCACUGUGUUCUGCCAUCGUUUUUUUGUUUAUAUUUAUUAACUUACGACUAUGUGUUUCAAAAGAGAUGUUUGUUUAGUUUGGAAAUUAUAAAUGUUAUUAUUUUGAUUUGUACGAUGCAGUUUUUCGAAUGAAAUCGUGAAUGCGGCUGAGCUGAACGAACAAAAAAUAUUCUGCUUGGAAAAAUUAUACAUUUUUAAUAUAUAUUGUCUUGUAUAUCAAAACACACAAACACGCGAACACAUUACCAUAUUCGAUUGUUAUUAUAUAAUAAAAAAUAUAAUAAGAAAUGUGAAAAGUUGUUUGUACGCACACCAUACAUGAA
Messenger RNA from Sabethes cyaneus, 4890 nucleotides. RefSeq names its product E3 ubiquitin-protein ligase MIB2 (gene mib2). Gene Ontology annotation, biological process: protein ubiquitination. The coding region runs from base 667 to 3999 and encodes 1110 amino acids. The transcript is spliced from 7 exons. Gene Ontology annotation, molecular function: zinc ion binding; protein binding; ubiquitin-protein transferase activity. Gene Ontology annotation, cellular component: cytoplasm. The record is from RefSeq and is a predicted model, not a curated record. NCBI's taxonomy places the organism in Eukaryota, Metazoa, Arthropoda, Insecta, Diptera, Culicidae.